AUGCCUGCAGCUCAGAUCAUCAAGAAGAGGAAGGCCGGAUCGAGUACAAAGGGCAACGUGGUCAAGAGCAAGCCAGUAUCGAAACGUCCCCGCCUCUCCCCCUCGCCUUCCGGAUCGAGCAGCGAAGACGACGGCGAUGAUGCGCCUAGCAAUAAGGCGUCUAUGCUAGCCGCGCUCGAGGCGCACAGUCGAGCUCUAUUGGGUCUUGGGGACGACGAGGCUGAGAGUAGCGCGAUGGCGCAGCGGAGAGCGGCGUCUUCUGACGAGGGCGACGAUGAGGAGGAGGAGAUGUCCGAUGAUGGAUGGGGCGCGGGAGAUGGGAUGGUCAGUGAUAGCGAGGACGAGUUUGCGACAGGCGGAGCGGCGGUGAAAGCUGCUGCAGUUCAGCCUGUAAGGGUUCCGGAGGUCGUCUUUGCCCAGACGGGUGGAAGAGGCGCUGAGCAGCUAUCAAAAGCUGAGCGUAGAGCAUUCCUGAACGGCACUUCUGCUAAAAUGAUGGCUCUGCCUUCCAACUCCGACGCAGCCACUUCCUCCCGCAAGCCCACCACUGCCGAGGAUGCCGAGGAAGCUACCAACUCCUCCCUCGACAAGACGCUCCAUUCUCUCCUCACCACGUCGCUCCUCCCAUCCCACACGCUCGAUGCCGCCUCCCGACCCGUCGAAAAGCGGGACGCGGUCUCUUCCCGUCUGCUCCAACUUGCGGGGUACGCUCUACCCGGAGAAACCACCUCCCCCGCCGCCGAGUCGAAACAUAAAGGUCACUCGGCCAAGAUCAAGACGGGAAUCAUGAAGGCCGGGGCGAAGCGGCAAGAGAAAGAGCGGGCCGAGGCGGAGCAGGCGGGAAGUUGGGUUAGGGGGAAAGGGGGACUAGGGGAUCUGGGCAAGAGGGGAGAAGGGGUGGGUGGGAUGAAGAGGAAAGAGGAGAGAUUGGGCCUGGGUCAGGAGAAGAAGAAGAAGGGGAUGGAGAAGGGUGGGAAGGAGAGGGAGAGGGGGUUGGGAGUAGGUGCGGGAGUGGGGAGGUUCGAUGGUGGUGUGCUGAAGAUCAGUGAGCGGGAGAUUGGGCGGGUGGAGCGGAUGAGCGGGGGAGGCAGGGGCGGAGUCAGGGGCGGAGGCAGGGGAGGAAGGGGAGGUAGGGGCGGCAGAGGCGGAGCAGGUAGAGAAGGGGGUAGUGGAAGAGGUAGAGGGGGCGGGAGGGGAAGGGGAUAA
Messenger RNA from Dioszegia hungarica, 1206 nucleotides. RefSeq lists its product as uncharacterized. Gene Ontology annotation, biological process: maturation of SSU-rRNA from tricistronic rRNA transcript (SSU-rRNA, 5.8S rRNA, LSU-rRNA). The record is from RefSeq and is a predicted model, not a curated record. Gene Ontology annotation, cellular component: nucleolus. The coding region runs from base 1 to 1206 and encodes 401 amino acids. The transcript is spliced from 4 exons. NCBI's taxonomy places the organism in Eukaryota, Fungi, Basidiomycota, Tremellomycetes, Tremellales, Bulleribasidiaceae.